AUGGCGAACUCCAAUCAUCGAAACUCGACAGCCAUAAGUAUUGAAGAUCGGAAUGUAGAGGGGGAAUCUGGUAAUGAAGGUGGAGCAGCCAAAAAGGGAAGAUCAAAACGGCUAACAACAGAGCUGGCAAUAUUAUUCCUUCCAAAGUGGGAGACAGUAUUUGCGGUAUCAUGUGCACUUGCUGUCUUCCUUGAUCCUGUGUACCCUUACAUUCCUGUCAUGAAGGAGGGGGAUGACAUGUGCUACUAUUGGGACGAAAGCUUGAUGUGGGAAUUUUUUGUUUUACGAUCAGCCCUAGAUCUCUUUUAUGCAAUGGACUUUGUCAUCUUCUGGCGUCAGCGGAAUGGUAAUAAUGGUAAGGCAUUUCGGGCCUCCUCAGAAAAAAGGGAAACAACAGUUAAGGGAACCAUCCUUAAGCUGUUACCCUUUCUAACUCGUGCGUAUGUUGCUCUUCCCUUUCCGCAGGUAAUAAUUAUUGCUGGACGAUAUUCAAGCUUUAAUAGUUUUUUUCUUCUAAUGUUCUUCAUUCCGGCCCAAUAUAUACUACGGGUUUAUCGCACGUACGGACUUCUCAAGCGGUGUCCUGACAUGGAAACUGGAAUAGGAAGAUGGCUUAAAGCAAUAUUGGAUUUUCUUCCCUUCGUGCUUGCUGCUCAUCUAUUCGGAGCCUUGUGGUACAAUCUUUCUCUUCAACGAGAGCUGGAUUGUUGGACGCUUGCCUGUCGAGAUAAAAGGGUGGGAUGUGAUAUUUCUGGAACAGGUUAUUAUUUCUACUGUGGUACCGCCGUUGACAACGCCACGAAUCUCAAUACCACGCAUAUAAUCGCAUCAUGCCCUUUAAAUCCACCAGAUCCAACCAUCUUCGAUUUUGGUAUAUUUCUCUACGGUAUUCAGUCUAACAUGACAAGGUCAACGGAUCUUCCACCAAAGUUGUUUCAAUGUUUUUGGUGGGGGGUUACGAAAUCUGAGUUCUAUUGGUUCAAACCUCCCGACCAGUAUCUAUAUGGUGGAAAUCUGUUUUACGGUUUUGGUAUCUAUAAGUGGCAUAGUCCUAUUCUUAAUAUAUCUCAAUACGAGGGUGCAGAUGUCACAACAAAGAUCAGUGAAGACAACUAUAUUGUUCGAGAGGGAGAACCACUUGAUAAGAUGCUCUUCAUCACCCAAGGCACCGCAUGGUCAUACCCAACCAGUGCAACUGGUUCCUCAGCAAUAAAGUGUCUUGUGAAAGGUGAUUUCUAUGGAGAAGAACUUCUAAAUUGGGCAUCAAAAUUGAACUCUUUUUCUGAAUUUCCCACCUCAACCAGAAUUGUCAAGGCUCAUACGAAAGUUGAAGCAUUUGCCAUCAAAGCCAACAGCUUGAACAUUGUUGUCUCCAAAUUUUGGUGGCAUUUUAGCAAGAGGCUUGAUCACAUAGAGGACUCUCAGUUGGAGAGGUGGCAAAGUUUGGCAGCUUCUUCCAUACAAGCAAAAUGGCGCCGCCGCAUGCAAGGCCGAGCUAUGGGCGUACCUGGGAAAACAAAUAUUAGCCUAAAAAGUAUCUUAUGUUGUAUCAACGUCAAAAACACAAAUGAUCUCAUGCCAUGA
This is a messenger RNA of Prunus armeniaca (apricot), 1584 nucleotides long. Lineage: Eukaryota; Viridiplantae; Streptophyta; Magnoliopsida; Rosales; Rosaceae. The record is from the annotation of a GenBank genome assembly.